AUGCCCGUCAUCUCGCGUCUCGUCUCCAUCGUCUUCCGCGUUGCGGAAAUCGUCUGCGCUGCGGUCGUCGCAGGAAUCAUCGGCCACUAUCUCGCUCAGUACAGCGGUCACGGCUGGCCUGAGGCCCGUUGGAUCUAUACCGAAGUUGUCGCCGGGUUAUCCCUCCUGCUGGGGCUGAUAUGGCUCAUCCCCUUUUCCUCAGGCUUCUUUUCCUGGGCGUUUGACCUCAUCAUCUCCCUUGCCUGGUUCGCCGCCUUUGGUAUUCUCGUGAAUGCCAUCCACCGGUUGAACUGCGGUAGCAUCUGGCACUGGGGUGGGCUCACCCACAACAACUCCUGCAGUCGGUGGAAGGCCGCGGAGGCGUUCAGCUUUAUCUCUGCCAUUGUCUGGCUGGCUUCCGCGCUGGUGGGAAUCUGGUUUACCUUCCGGGUCAAGAAGGACUCGGCUCCGCCCACAUAUGGUCGCCGUCGCUGGGGUCGUCGCUCUGCCGUUUAAGGAUGAUCUCUUGAUCGCGAAACAGCACGGCGUCAUAUACACCUUGCUCUGAAUUUUUGAUACUUGCCCUAAAUCUUUGAUAUUGGUGCAGGAUAUCUUACUCUAUCCGAUACUGCUUACGAUCUUGGAUGCUUCUGACGAUCUCACUACUAAUUUGUUGUUUCUUGAUGGCUGGCGGCAUACGGUCGUGGAAUGGAGAUGAUACCUGAGUUGCUCUGUUAUGCAUACUAAUAUUCGAUACCCGGUUGGCGCGUGGACGGUUCGGAGGAUGCUUGCUUGUGGGUCCUUGUCGCUCGUUUUACUUCAAUCAAUAAUCCCUAUCU
Messenger RNA from Aspergillus heteromorphus CBS 117.55, 818 nucleotides. Its product is annotated as MARVEL domain-containing protein. The coding region runs from base 1 to 495 and encodes 164 amino acids. The record is from RefSeq and is a predicted model, not a curated record. The transcript is spliced from 5 exons. Lineage: Eukaryota; Fungi; Ascomycota; Eurotiomycetes; Eurotiales; Aspergillaceae. Gene Ontology annotation, cellular component: membrane.